Molecule: messenger RNA, 12157 nt
Organism: Asterias rubens (European starfish)
Lineage: Eukaryota; Metazoa; Echinodermata; Asteroidea; Forcipulatida; Asteriidae
Exons: 44
Coding region: 69-10745 (3558 amino acids)
Biological process (GO): lipid transport
Molecular function (GO): lipid carrier activity
Source: RefSeq, a predicted model, not a curated record
UAAUUCUUUCAAAGUUCUGAGCCAGUGGUAACUGGAUCGAACGGCUGCGUUUUUAACUGGCCGUCGUCAUGGAGCUGUUGAAAUCGUGGUUGCUUCUAGCGUGUGUCGCUGGAACAUUUGCGGCGCCCUUCGCAGGAUGGGGACCAAGGCAAUGCUCCAAGAUUAAUACAUGUGAAAGUGAUUUAGCCAGAUAUGAAGAGGGCAAAACCUACACCUAUAAUUAUCAUGCGGAAUCGAGCACAUGGAUCAAUGGCACUUCAGAAGAGAAGAGCGCCCUCGUGUUUGAACUCGAAGCGCAGAUUGACGUAAUCAGCCCAUGUGAACUGACCCUUCAGCUGAAACAAGUUGAGGUCCUCGAGACUGGGUCCAAUGGCAGAACCACCCCAGCCAGGAACCAGGAUCUCCUCAGAAGCGAGCUUCAAGAUCAGGUCCUUCGCUUCGCCUUCCAUGAUGGCAUCGUCACAGACGUCUGCCCCAUGGCUGGCGAGACGACCUGGGCCCUGAACUUCAAGCGUGGUUUCUUGUCUGCCAUCCAAGACCCAGUGACUGCUAGCUUGCUGUUGGAAUCUGGAGAAUCGACUGUCAUAACCGAGACUGACGUCACUGGCAAAUGCUCAGCUACGUUCUCGCCAUCAGCCACUCCAGGCCUCAUCACCAAGGUCAAGGACUUCAAGAACUGCGAAAUGCGCACCAAGCUUGAGGGCGGUAUUCAGGCUACUGUACUGAGGAAAGAUGCUCCACUGUUUAACAUCCUAGAGUGCUCGCAGAAAUGUGAAAUUACCUACGAGUCUAAUUUAGUCUCUGAAUCGUCAUGCGUUGAGCAACACACUUCAAAGCCUUUCGCCAGAGAAGGAUCGGGAGCAAUGACUGUAAUCAAAGCCUCUGUAGACAGGCUGAGAAUCACCAGGGCAUCAAAGACACCAUCAAGCUCCAUGAUCGACAGACAGACCACAAUCUUCUUCGAGCAUGAGGACAUCAAGGGAGACACUCAACCAGAGAUCAUCAUGAAAGCUAAGGAGAUCCUCGAUAUGCUUUCUCCAAAAUUGAUCAAGGAGGUCGGAAUCGAGAUGCCAAACCUCUUCUCCAACCUCGUGACUGAGAUGCGGAAGAUCGAGACUCUGGAUGGAAUGACUCAGCUGAGAGAGUUCGUUGAGGGUCAAAGCGAAGGUCUUGUUGAGGUGUUCAGGGAUGCCCUCCAGAUGUGCGAGACCACCCCAAGCAUUGAAACCAUGGUAACCAUAAUCAACGAGGUUGCGGCAUCAGAGGAUGAGGCUGUCAUCAAUGCCUUCAAGACGACACGUGCCAUGUGGCUGACACAGCCAGCCAUUAUCCGUCACCCUACCAAAAAGAUGAUUGGCUCUCUUAUGCCCAUCAUUAAGACUCUGAGUGUGGACGAGAGCGUCUUCUUCCUUCCCAUCUCCUCGAUGAUCAACAAGUACUGCACCACAGAGAACCCCUCAUGUCUUGAAGACUCUGAAGUCCGCAUGGCCAUCGAGUACUUCCAACAACUCCUUGGAUUUGACUGCACACCCACGGAAGAAGUUCCUACUUUGAAGAUGCUGAUGGCUCUAAAGGCACUGACCAACAUCCGAAGGUUGACAACAGACAGCAAGAUCAGUAUCAUCAACAAGUGCUUUGACAAUCACAACCAGGACAAGAGAACAGAGAUCAGAGUUGCCGCUCUUGAUCUUGUCAGACGUCUGCCGUGCAAACCAGAAUAUCAAACCUAUGCAUUGGCCAUGUACAAGAACCAGCACUUUGACAGUGAGCUUCGCAUUGCAGCCUACCGUGCAAUCAUGAUGUGCCCAAGUGAGAACAUCAUGGCGGCUAUCCAAGAAGUCAUGCUUGAAGAACAAUCCGAGCAAGUUGGGUCGUACGUUUGGACUCAUCUCUCCAAUCUGAAUGAGACCACCGAUCCCCAGAAGCUCUCCCUCAAGAAGUGGGUUCAGGACAGCGGAGUUUUCACCAGCUUCAGCCAGGUCGACCCCCGCAAGUUCUCUCGCAAUGUUGAGCUCUCAUGGUACAAUGAUGAGGUGGGCAGCGGUGUAACUUUGGAUGGUGACAUGAUCUUCUCUUCACAAUCAUUCUUGCCUCGUCAGCUGAAGCUCAACACUACUGUUGACUUGUUCGGCUAUGCUAUUAACUUAUUUGAGGUUGGAGGUCGUCUUGAGGGUAUGCACCAAUUCUUAGAGAAGUACUUUGGCCCCCAAGGUUUCUUCAAGCAGAACUCGAUAAAAGAUCUGAUGGAAGACUAUCAACAGAAACAGCAAGAGUCUCUCCUCAACGAGAUCUCCGACCCAGGCGUCAGCGAGCUCCCCGAGGGCCUCCCACAGGGCGUGACCCCAGAGAUGUAUAAUAAACUCCUCAAGAUGCUCAACUUCCAGAAGAAGCUCUUCGGCGGACAGGUGCCGUUGCCCAUUCCAGGUGAACCGAUGCCCCGAGGUAUGCCCGAGGGCAUGAACCAGCAGAUGUACGAUGAGCUCUUGCUCUUCUUCAUUCGUGGUGGAUUGCCAGGAAGCAGGAAGAGGAGACAUCUGGUCAAGGAUUCUGACAUCAACAACAUCCACGCAAGUUACCCUGCUCAUGCCGAGGACAAGCCAGAUGCUUCAAUGUACUUCAAGAUGUUUGGUAGCGAGCUCGGAUACCUGGACAUUGAAAAGAUCAAGACACGCUUCACUGAGAUGCAAUCGAGCGUCAACCCACUGAAGAUGUUGAUGAGUUUGGCUAAGGAACAGACUCAUGAGAUAAUUAAGAAUGCCGUGCUGACGGACAACUCCUGGAGUAUUCCAACAGUCAUUGGUCUUCCCCUGAAGUUGGCCAUCAACGGAACCGUCUCAAUGAAAAUCAGGACUGAAGGAAAGGUCGACAUUCGCGGAGUCCUGAUGCCCAAGAAGAGCUUUGAGAUCAGCGGUAUCAUCGAGCCAAGCGCGGCUGUUGAGAUCAGCACCAGCAUGGAAGUGAUGGCCCGUACGACUCGCUCCGGAUUGAACCACAUUGGUCGUCUCCUCUCGUCUGUCUCCCUUGGUGGAAAGAUUCAAUUCACCGACGGAAAGGCAUUUGAACUGAAGCUGGACGUACCAGAGAAGAAACAGAACAUCAUCGAUGUCAGCUCCAACAUUUACCUGAGACGCCAAGAUGAAUCCUACGCCAUGCCAGGAAUCCCAGAGCGCCUUGACCUCUCAUACUGCUCAGGAUCGGGAAUAACUAAAUACUUCGGUGUCCAGGUUUGCUCUGAGCUCGCCUUGCCCAAGUCUUAUGCCAGGAAAGGAACUCCGAUGUACCCACUGACUGGACCAGGCCGAAUGUUGGUCACCAUCGAGAAGACUGACCCCUCGCUCACUUCAUGGAAAAUCGAAGGAUCUUACGACAAAGACACGGAGAGCGUGAAGAAUGUUGUUGAGAUCACAGACAGGUUCCAUCUGAUGAUGGGAGCCCCAGACACUGAUAACCCACGCACCUUCCAAGUGGACUUCACCUACAAUCGCAACGAGAAGGACAUGAGCCUCAAUGUUAUCUCACCCUUCAAGACCCUUGAUCUACACGGUAAGAUGUUCAACGACGAGUUGCUCCGCAAGCUGGAGGUUGCUCUGACUAUGGACAAAACCAACGUGUACACCCUGGACGCUGAGGUUGAAUCAAGACCAGAGGUAGUCGACGGUGACCCAGUCAUUAAUUUCUACCCUCGUAUGGAUAUUACCAGCCCCAGCGGCAACGUGGUCAAGUACCGAAGCUCCAUCGCCGUCCGUGAUGGUGAUCAGACUCGGGUGGCCCUCUGGAUGUCCUUGGACAGCCCUAAAACAGCCAUGGUGACUAUUACAGGUGAUGUUGUGAAGACAGAAAGCAUGAAGAAGCUACGAUACAGCACGGACUUGCAGAUCAGCGGCCGCUACGUCAACCUCAACGUGUCAGCAGCAUGGCAGAAACAGAAGAGAGAUAACAUCAUUACGGUUGAUGUGAACACAUUGAGACGCGUCAACGGAAAGAACGUUAAGGACGUUGUCAUUAGCACCAAGUACACCAACAAGACCGUAGAGGGUCACACUGAGUGGGACUUAAAGACCGAAUGGACGUUCAGUCGCUUCCCUCUCUUGAGCUUCCUGUUCGAGACGGAAUACAACGGAAGGAUUGGUCUCUCUGAAGCUACCAGCAAACUCUGCUAUCGUUACAACGGAGAAGAAUGCAGCCAGGACAAUAAGGUUGUUAUGGGACAUCUGCUGACAUGGGAGUCCUCUGAAUCCAGGAUGAACGAAGUCCUGAACUUCAAGCUUCGCAACCCAGCCAACAACAUCAACAUCGAGAUCCAGCAGCACACUGUCCGCAACGAGACCCACCCUGUUGACUUCUCCUUCGCUAUCCUGAACAACACCUCGGAGAAGCAGAUCAUCCAAGCCGUCAUCUCGACUCACACCGCCGUUGCUGGACCUAGGAAGGGUGCCUUUGAGGCCUCCAUGAGCUCUGAGACGUGGAGAUACGCAGUCAAACAGGGAUGGGAGUUCGUCAAGUCAGAGAAGAUGGUCCUUAACACCACCCUUCACUGGAAAGAUCAGAUGGCGUCGCUGGACUCCAGCUACAUUCCAACAUCUGACGAGGAGGCAAAUCUUGAAGCUCAUAACAUCUCAUCCGUCUUGACCUACCCUCUUGGAAGCUUCUCAACCAACUGGUUCGUCUGGAUGCAGGGUUCUGAUGUCUCAUCAGGUGCCUCAAUGUCCCUCAUUGAUCAGCAGCUUGUUGCGUAUCGCUUUGAUUUCACCGACCGUAGCAUUGAGUUUGCCCAAGACAAAGACAGAGACCUGGUGGCUUCAUUCAACGUUACUAGUCCAGCCAGUCCAAUCUCGGUUGCAGUAAACUUUCACGAGUCCCUUAAUUAUAAGGACUUUGGUUUCAACAUCACUAUGGGGACAGCCAAGGUCUUCGCAAUCGGUAUGGACUCUGCUGUCUCUACAGAGGAAGGUAAACCCAGAACAGACAUUAACGCCUUUUCCUUGAUCGACAUUCCAAACAAAAACUACCGUCUCAUGUACUCCGCUUCUUCAAUGAUGUCUGCCAGCAAACAGCACUCGGUGCACACAGCCACCUUAAACAACGAGCUGUUUUAUUCUCAAAGCACUGACUACGAGUACAGUAAGGAUUAUGAAACAGGUCGCUAUUUCAUCAUCUAUGAAACAAGUAAUAACAUGUCGCAGCCUCUCCCCGAAAUGGGCUACAAAAUUGUGGUCAGCGUUCGGGACGGUAACCAUGACCAUCAGGUGUCCCUAUUUAGGAAGAAGCAACCCAUCCUGUUUGCCGGAGUGAAAUACGACUUGAAGGAAAUGGUAGACGAAGACUUCAUGUACCGCCGUGAGUUCAAGGUCAUCCUCAGAACACCUCUUGCCAUUUGCAAAGAUGUCAGCUUCAACGUAACCGUUGACCAGGGCUCAGCAACUACCAACAUUGAUACCCGCUUGAUGUACUUCCCCAACCAGGAGCGCCCGUUGGGUAUGGUGAUCAACUUGCAGGACAAGAGCAACGGCGCUGUGACACACAAAGAUCUUACGGUCACCCUCAAGACCAUUCAGCGCACUGUUACUUCGUCCAACAUGCUUAAGUUUGACCUCAACGCAGGCACUCUUCAGGGAGCUUCUUCAAUCGAGUUUGGAACCAACGGUGUCCUGACCACAGAGAAAUUUGAAGUCUCCAUCACGUACACCAACGAUACUAGAGAGGAGGAGAAGUCUCACAGCGCAACUCUUUUGCUCACCUCUCCCGAUAACACCAUCCAGACUGAUGUCAUCGUGGUGUACACCAUGGACACCUCAGUAUCGACAACUUUCUCCGUUGCCGUUUCCCAGAACACCCUCUUCAGCUUCUCCGUUCUCGCCAAGGAUGAAUCCGACGGGAGCAUGAAGCUGUACGACGUGGACACCAACGUGGAGCUUCUGGAGCGACGUUACCGCCUCCACACUAUUUACAACGAGGCCGUCAACUCCUUCAACCCCAACGUGAAGCUGUACCGCGGCUCCGAGCCCAAGCCUAUCGCCGAGGUUGACCUAUCAUACACUAAGGUCAACUUGUUCGACGAGGUCCACACGACAAUUCUCGUUCUUAGCUCUGAAGACUUUGAGCCAUUGACCAUCACCACUGUGUACAACUACAAUACAGACACCAAAGAAGUCAGUUUGACGAUCGAACCGUCCGAGGGUGAGAAUGUCAAGUUCAACUUCUACAUUUUGUCUGGUUCAACCGAGACGGAGUCGAUUACUUAUAAUACUGAGUUCAGCAUAACCAACACGUAUAUGCCUGACAGAAGUUUCGUGGUCGUCACCCGCUACGGCUCAGGCGAAUCUGGUUGCAACCUCAACACAGACCUGCAAAUCUCUGAAUCUCGAAUGAUGAACUUGAUGUGCAACUGGGAUAAGAACAGCCCCAAGAAAACAGCGGAUUUCCAGUUGACCUUCCCUCAGUUGACCGAGUACCCGGCCCUGUCCAAGAUGAAGCUCCGCCUCGGCAGUGAGAUCCAAGAGGCAAUCCAGUCGCGUGAAGCCGCGUUCUUGUGGGGUGAGCUGACCGAUGAUGAGAUGAUCAGCGUUGCGCUGACGACAGAGAGGAACCAGGUCAGGAUUGUCCUGAUCCAUCCAAUGAACCUGGAGCCUCUCCCCAAGGAGAUCCGAGUCGUCCUCAGGCAAAAUGACGAACUAUCAGACAUGGCUACUUUUGACAUCAAUGUCAUGGACAACAUGGAUGAAUCUAUCAUGAUGCUCGCAGGAUCAUACUCUCUCAUUAACUCCAGACAGAAUAACCGUCGUGCUAUGCUUACUUUCUCCAGGCGCAACCAACAGGACAUCCAAGCUACAUUGGACGCAGCCGUCCAACUUGAAGACACCAUCUUCAGUACCAGUCUGGUUGUAAAAUACAGCGAGGACGAACAGAAGUUGGUGGAAGCCAUGCUGCAAAUCCAGAAUACAAGUUCAUCAGAGAGUGUCGGAUAUGAUCUGGAUGUGUCUGUACGUCAUCCCAUCACCGGACUGGACAUGUCCACUGCCUUUAACUUCCUGAACAACAACAAGGCCAUUGUUCUGGGUAUGGAAGGAGAAGCCCUUCUCGCUGAAGACGUCCAACCUUACGCCUUUGAGAUUAAGUGGGACAAAGUGUUGAAGAAAUACUCCAUCACUUCCAACAAUCCAAUGCAUGAGAUGCUCCUCACCGGUCAGUUUGAAGACCGCUCCUACGCCGAGCAUCAGAUCUACAGGGUGACUAUGGUCAACAGUCUGGAUGGAAAAGACAUGAGGUCUAUGGUUGACUUCAACAGCCAAUCAAAGGAGAUCUCUUACAUUGCCCAUAUCAACCCAGACCAACCUGCAGACUUUAUGCGUUUCCAAGCCGGCUACAUGAACGAGACCGCUCUCUUUGUGCUCUUGGACUCUGAGAUUGAAGGAAAGUACACCGUCGAUGCAAGACUCGUUGAAUCUCUUCAGACCUCUAAGAUCCUCCGAACUCAGCUUGAGUGGAGGCCGGAGUGGGCGGAGUUUGUCCAUUGGAAAGCAGCUCAGGUCUUGCACGACAUCCGUGUAGGUAUCGAGAGGAAUGGCAACCUGAUGCUGGAGCGCCGAGAGGCCAUGUCUGCACUCCUCCAAACCUCCAGGGAUGACUUCAUCCAGAGCAACGCCGACUACAACGCCAUCGUGGCCGAUAUAAAGCAACGUUUUGGUGUCAAGAUUGAGGAUCUUAAGACCUACUGGAGCGCCGUGAGAGAACACUCUAAUACCAAGUGGGCCGAGUAUUGGGAGCAGUUCAGGAUUGACUCAUCGGAAACCACCGAGGAGCUGAGAAGCACGCUGGACCGUCUGAGGGAGAGAUUCUCAACAUUAGCAGAAAGCUUGAAGUUUGACGGCAGUGAAUAUGUUGACGCCACAAACCAACGUGUAAGAUCCUUCUACAAGAAUAACAUCACACCAUUGAUCAAGGAACUGAAGGAUUUAUUCAAGAGCCUGAUUGAGAAACACAACAGCCAGAUGGAUUUGCUUUUCCCCAUCCGCCACGUAGACGACUUCUUCAUCCCUGAGUUUGAGGCAGAACCUGAGGUGUAUGAACCCAAAUAUAAUACAGAGGGAGAGGAUCCUAUCGCAGAGAAGAACAUUUUCCUGACGUCUAUCAAGGAUGUUCAAGGUGAAACCGUCCUCUCUGAGGACUCAUUGCUCUCCACAAUGACCAGGGAAAGACUGAGGAGAUUAGAGCUGGUGCAGAGCAUUGAGACACUCUGGACUGCAACAAAAGAGGAGGUCGACGCCAUGGUUGCCAAGAUUGAGGCUAGCUUCAAGGGGUCAGCAUUCUACGCAGACUUGACCGAGCAGUGGGAGGAGCUAAAGGAACGCUUCCCGGUAGGGGAAUGGCGUCAGGAGGCGGAGGCCAAGAUUGAGGAGAUCCGAGAGUCAGAAGAUGUCCAGAGGCUGAUCGCUGUCUUCAAUGAGAUCAAGGGAGAGAUUGAGCUGGCUCGUGAAGCCAACAAUGAAAACAUUCUGCGCAUCCAAGAGAAGAUGGCCGCUACCCUGAAAGAGUACAACUUUGACAUCCUGGACUACUUCAAGUAUCCGAUGUACGAGGUCAUCAAGUACGACAUCGAGAACGGUGAGAUCAUCGUCCUCUACCACCUCCCCGCUGAGCUUCACAGCCUCCAGACCCCGCCCGAGUCCUACCGCCGGGUCGAGAUGACCCAGCGUCUGCAGGAGAUGAUCGCCGAAGUGCGUGAACGCUCCAAGAACACGCUGGGUGAUAUCAGGAUGGCCGAUGGGUCUCUGCGCAGCAUGUACGAGCUGAUGUUGUCGGAGCCGAUGCUGCUGUACCGCGAGGGAAACUUCACGGCGUGGUUUCAGGGAGAGAAGAUUAAGAUGGAGAGGAGGAUGUGGAACGCUGUCCACUUCAGCAAGGUGUACCUCAACCCCAUCAACUGGCUUCCUCCACAUGAAGCCAAUGGCAUGAUUAUUGGCUCCAACCACUUCAUGACCUACGAUCGCACCCACUAUGACUUCAGCAGUGGCUGCAGCUACCUCCUUGCCCACGAUUUCAUCGACGGAAACUUCACCGUUGUUGUGGAUUACGAACGUGACCUGACUGCUGGCGGUAGAAGCAAGAGCAUCGUGCUGUACUUGAAUGACACCGAUGUGUAUGAGAUCAAGCAAGACUUCACUGUUUCCCAUGGCAAGCAAUUCUUGGAGAUGCCCUUCCAACAUGGACGCACCACCGUCAUGCGUUACAUCAACAGCAUCCGCAUCCACAACACCAAUGGCGUCACCAUCACCUGCGAGAUCGCCCAAGACAUCUGCACCGUAGACAUCAGCGGCUGGUACUACGGCAAGACGGCAGGUCUCCUCGGCACCUACAACUACAACGACCUGGACGACAUGACCAACAGCGAGGGCGAUAUGUCUCGCCAUCUGGAUGAGUUCACCCGCAGCUGGAAGGUUGGAAAGCGUUGCGCUGGAUCCGAGAUCGAUAGUCUUCCAGAAUGCAACAAGGACCCACAUGUUGAGGAGAAUGCUGUGUGCGCUGAGCACUUCUUGAAUGAGGUGUCUACUCUGACCAAGUGUCUCGGAGUGGUGGAUCCUGCACCAUACUACGCCAUGUGUGCUAGCAACAUGUGCCAGUUAACAGCCGAUGAUCGCAAGAAGGCAGCUUGCGUCUCGGUCAAGGCCUACGUCAACGAGUGCAACAGAAUGAUGGUCGGCAUCACUGUGCCCAAGUCAUGUGUUGUAUGUGAUUCUCCAGUUGGCGAGUACGGCCAGGACGAGAUUAGAGUUCUCUCCGAGGCUGAGCAGAUCCAGAAAUCAGCCGACGUGAUCCUGAUAGUCGAAGAGAAAGAAUGCAACAAAGACUUGACGGACAAGAUCGGCGACAUCGUCGACAUGUACGACACUGAACUCAAGAACGUCCGCCAGUUCACAGACAAUCGCUUUGGCAUUGUUGGAUUCGGCGGUGAAGGAGUGCACGAUCUUCCUCACAUCCACACCAUCGAUGGCGCCAUCUUCAACGAGAAGCGCCGUCUGCGUAUGCAAGGAUUGACCGCAUUGGAGUUUUCCGAAGAUGGAAGCAACAAUACCUUUGACGCCAUCCUAGCCGCUGCGAACUAUCCGUUCCGUGCCGGAGUCGCCAAGAACAUUGUCCUGUUGUCCUGCUCUGACUGCCAGCGUGCCUAUCACAUGGAGAAGACCUAUGCUGAUGUAUCCAGUAUGUUGAUGAGACAAGGUAUCCAGUUCAACCUGUUGCUGAAGGCAGACCUACAGCUUGUGCCAACCCGUGCAAAGAACAACUCUCCUAAGAAUCAAGUCAUUUAUGGUAUUGACAACCGCACAGUAUUCACCAACAAGGCCCUAAACAGCGGCACCCUGUUUGGUGACAAGACAAUCCGUAAGCUGAUCAACGAGCCCAUCAAUCAGUGUGCCCUCUUGGCCUUUGAGACCGGCGGUGCCGUGUUCGACUCCACCAAGAUCGCCCAGAAGAAGUUUGUGGAUGUGCUGACCCAGAGAAUGGUGGAGCACACCCAGAUUGAAGAAUGCCAGAUAUGUAGCUGCAAGGCCUACAAUGACGGAGUCGGCAGAAGCGUGUGCGAGUCAUGUGACAUCGCCUCAGGCCCUAAUUGGUAUUUCGAGAUGCAACGCACAUUUGCCGAGACAGACUACUACAGUAGACUAGGCUUACAGACAGUGGUCGACUACAUUAACGUCAAAACCGCUGAAGUGCCAGUUAACAAAACCCCCAAGGAGCUAGGAAUUUAAUUAUUCCCCAAACAGAUAAGGGUCGGAGCUAUCUAGAAGACUUUGAUUUACACCACAGGAUUUCUUUGUAACCGCAAUCAAUUUGUUUUUAAGAUAGUCAAAGAUUCUUAUGAUUUUUUGCUGGUUUUUACUAGAAAGUUGGAACUUGUAUAAAUUUCUUCGUUGGAAUGAUUGUUUGUGACCGGUUUGAGAUGAUUUGAAGGGAUGCAGUAUUAACUUUUAUUUUUAAUUUUUAAUUAAGACAAAUUUGAUAAGGGAUUCCGUAAGAUGCUUUGUAUUUUAGAAAAUCUGGUAUGUUAUCUUGAACUUAAGCUGCACAGCUCACCCUGAGGAAAAACCAAGUUAAGACGAGUAUUCCUGAACCAUGUCGGAUGCUGUGCUUUUAAGAAGCGAUAUGCCGUCAUCUUUAAGUUGUUCAACGGACUGGUGUGUGGUCGCUAACUUGAGCAGUUCUUCUAAUCUCUUUGAAAUUUCACAUAUCUGAGUUGAACUGCUUGACAAAUAUUCAGGCACCUCAAAUGCGUAUAAAAGUUUUGAACUAAAAUGUUUUUAACUGUUACUGUGGGGAGGGGAAGGGUAAGAUCAGGAUUGCUAAUUUAGUUGUCAUUUUCACUUUCGUAAAUGUUGUGUCAAACAUUUAAUAGCUGAUUUUGCACCUAAUUAACGAUGGAAGUAGAAUGCUGCAAUUACAAUGCAAGUAAUUUAAUAAGUAAAAAAAUGCUUGAUCCAUGGACAAACUGUGAAGGUAGGUGAAGAUUUCUGUCUAACAUGAUGUUUAAGUACAUGUAGUUGUCGGAAUAACUGCCUGGUUAGUUUAUGGUAAAAAUCAGUCAUCUUUUAAACCAGUCAUCUAUAAGGGAUAAUUGAACUGGAUUGUUGACUAAAGAGCUAACCACACGACAGCAAUUUACCUGGGGUCCCUUGCUAAAUUUUAGCAUGGUUGUAAAAUGUACCAAUGUUUGACGAUAUUUUGCAAGAGAACUUGGAUAGUAGAAACAAUUGUCUCCUUUCAGACGAGGUACAUUUUGAAAACUCGUGUGUGAAAGGGGCUCUACGUAGCUUUUUACAUGGACCUGUCAUUUUUUUCUUCAUCUUUUGACGAUUUGGAGUGAGGAAGUAAAGAAACACAGUAGUAAUGAUUUAUGUCUGUAAUUUUGUAAAAAUAAUGGUGUGAUUCGGUUUUAUUUUGUAUUAAAAAUUUUACACUUUUUAAAAACAAACCAAUGUCAAUAUCUCUCAUUGUUCAUAAGGCUCGUAGGUAAUAUGUGUUUGUUUUUAAUGAUCUUUUCAGCUGUUAAUACCAAUUGGUAUACAUUUUGGUUCUCUUUUGGUAUUCACUGGUUGAAAUAUUUGCCAGUGUUAAUUCAACAAACAAUUUUUUAUAAAAUAAUAAAGUUAUUGACAAGCAACAA